CUGUAUUUUAAAACAUGGCUGCGCCCAUGCGAAUGUCAUGUUGUUGAUUGCUCUUAUCUAGGUGCGUGUAUUUAUACUAUUACAAACACUUUGAACAAUAAUAUUAUUAAUAAUAUUACCGACCUUUCUACAUGCACCGGAUUUAUAAGAGAUUCUAUCAAUCAUGGUCCAUCUGUCGUCUUUACUUUUGAAAAAAUACCACGGUGGGCAUGUGGUCAUCAGACUGGCGCUAGGGGGCGCCACUAACAGACCCUUCUACCGCAUCGUGGCCGCCUAUAAUAAACGGGCGAGAGACAGUAAAUAUAUCGAGCAGCUGGGAUCAUACGACCCUCUGCCCAACAUAUACAAUGAAAAACUUGUUGCCUUCAAUUAUGACAGAAUCAAGUACUGGAUUGGCUGCGGCGCUCAUCCCACUAAACCUGUUGCCAAACUUCUAGGAUUGGCUGGAUUUUUCCCAUUACACCCAAUGACAGUGACUGAAGCAGAGCGGAGACGAAAAGCAGCUUUGACAGAAGAAAUUAAAACUGACAGUCAAGAUCAAGAGGACUAGUAGGCAGAGCUAUGAACCCAAACCCAAAGGAGUUGCACUGUAAAUGCAAAAUAAAGUGUUUAUGAUUUCUCAGUAGUUGUGAUGUGACAUUGUACUUAUGUAACAGUGAGCUUUUGUUUCACAUACACUGAUCAGCCACAACAUUAAAACCACCUGACUAAUAUUGUGUCGCUCACUGGAUGUUUUUUGUAAAUUCUAGAGACUGUUGUGCGUGAAAAUCCCAGGAGUUCAGCAGUUACAGAAAUACUCAAACCAGCCCAUCUGGCCAUGGUCCAAAUCACUGAGAUCGCAUUUUUUCCCCAUUCUGAUGGUUGAUGUGAACAUUAACUGAAGCUUCUGACCUGUAUCUGCAUGAUUUUAUCCACUGCACUGCUGCCACAUGAUUGGCUGAUUAGAUAAUUGCAUGCAUGAUUGUUGGUGCCAGACAGGCUGGUUUGAGUAUUUCUGUAACUGCUGAUCUCCUGGGAUUUUCACACACAACAGUCUCUAGAAUUUACUCAGAAUGGUGCCAAAACCAAAAAACAUCCAGUGAGCGGCAGUUCUGUGGAUGGAAACGUCUUGUUGAUGAGAGAGGUCAACAGAGAAUGGCCAGACUGGUUUGAACUGACAAAGUCUACGGUAACUCAGAUAACCACUCUGUACAAUUGUGAUGAGAAGAAUAUAAUCUCUGAAUGCUAUUCUGAGAUGCGGGUUGAUGCUGUUUUGGUGGCACGAGGGGGACCUAUACAAUAUUAGGCAGGUGGUUUUAAUGUUGUGGCUGAUCAGAGUAUGUUUUGUACUAUUGUAAAAAUGUUUAGUAGUAAACUUUAGAUCAGGUUAAAUCAGCCUCAGACAUUCAGAUAUUGUUUGAUAAAAGGAUGGGAUUGAUUAAUUUAAUAUUAGGGUUAACCGUUUAGACCCUAUUAAUGUUUACAUAUGAUUGUGUAACUCUUGUGGCAAGCAGCUUAACUGAUGUAUGGUAGU
Myxocyprinus asiaticus (Chinese sucker) is the source of this 1513-nucleotide messenger RNA. RefSeq names its product 28S ribosomal protein S16, mitochondrial-like. The transcript is spliced from 4 exons. The coding region runs from base 164 to 550 and encodes 128 amino acids. Gene Ontology annotation, cellular component: mitochondrial small ribosomal subunit; ribosome. Gene Ontology annotation, biological process: mitochondrial translation. Gene Ontology annotation, molecular function: structural constituent of ribosome. NCBI's taxonomy places the organism in Eukaryota, Metazoa, Chordata, Actinopteri, Cypriniformes, Catostomidae. The record is from RefSeq and is a predicted model, not a curated record.